AUGAAGUGCUGUACUACGCAAUUAUGCUGGACUGGCGGGAAGCCGAUUGUCAGCGGUGACUCGGUGACUACCAGGCGCCUGGCCACCAUCAAGCAAGACCUUGAGCAAGCAGCGCGGCAGGAGCAGGAGCAGCAGCAGCAGCAGCCGGCCCAGAAGCGAGGGAAGGCACAAGAACAGCAGCAAGAGCAGCUGCAGCAGCAGCAGCAGCAGCAGCAGCAGCAGCAGCAGAAGAAGGACGAGGGCAGUCAGCAGCAGCAGCAACAGCAACAGCAGCAGCAGCAGCAUGAACGGCCUGUAGACGAGCUCUAG
This is a messenger RNA of Monoraphidium neglectum, 309 nucleotides long. RefSeq lists its product as hypothetical. Bases 1 to 309 code for a protein of 102 amino acids. The transcript is spliced from 2 exons. NCBI's taxonomy places the organism in Eukaryota, Viridiplantae, Chlorophyta, Chlorophyceae, Sphaeropleales, Selenastraceae. The record is from RefSeq and is a predicted model, not a curated record.